AGCGAUUGAAAAAAAAAAAGCUCCACCAGUGGACUGUUUCAAGUUCCCCCCGGCUGAAACCCUGCCUGAUUUGUGGGCAAUGUUGGGGAUGUAGAAAAAAAGGAAACCGGAGCAAAGAGAGCGCAAGGGAGAAAUAGGGAGACAACACUAACUGGGUAGCUAUGGAGAUAGUAGCUUUUCCUGGUAGCUUUCUUUGACAGGUGUCGAGUGGGAUAAAAUAAAGUAUCAGAACAGCUUCCAAGAUGUACGGCAAGGGUAAAGGAGCUGUGGUCCCCUCCGAUAGCCAAGCAAGAGAAAAGUUAGCGUUAUAUGUGUACGAGUACCUGCUACAUGUGGGAGCACAGAAGUCCGCACAGACCUUCCUGUCUGAGAUUCGAUGGGAGAAGAAUAUUACAUUAGGGGAGCCCCCUGGAUUCCUCCAUUCGUGGUGGUGUGUAUUCUGGGAUUUGUAUUGUGCGGCUCCAGACCGAAGAGAGACAUGCGAGCACUCCAGUGAGGCAAAGGCCUUCCAUGACUACAGCGCAGCGGCAGCGCCCAGCCCAGUGAUGGGCAACAUGCCCCCGAACGACACCAUGCCAGGUGGUCCCAUGCCCCCAGGCUUCUUCCAGGGACCACCUGGCUCUCAGCAGUCCCCACACAGCCCCCCACACAACCCCAGCAACCCCAUGAUGGGACCCCAUGGCCAGCCUUUCAUGUCACCACGGUAUCCAGGUGGACCGCGCCCCGCACUCCGAAUGCCAAAUCAGCCUCCGGGAGGAAUCCCUGGAUCUCAGCCUCUCCUGCCAAACAGUUUGGACCCGACAAGACCGCAAGGACAUCCUAACAUGGGUGGACCUAUGAGAAUGAACCCUCCUCGAGGAAUGGCCAUGGGCCCACAGAAUUAUGGAGGUAUGAGGCCUCCUCCCAACUCCAUGGGCGGUCCCAUGCCAGGAAUGAAUAUGGGUCCCGGAGGAAGAGGGCCUUGGCCAGGACCUAAUGCUAACUCUAUAGCCUACUCCUCCUCAUCUCCAGGAAACUACGUGGGUCCUCCAGGCGGAGGAGGUCCACCUGGAACUCCCAUCAUGCCCAGCCCAGGUGAUUCAACUAACUCCAGUGAAAACAUCUAUACAAUGAUGAAUCCCAUCGGACCGGGAGGCAACAGACCCAAUUUCCCCAUGGGACCUGGGCCUGACGGGCCAAUGGGAGCAAUGGGAGCCAUGGAGCCACACCACAUGAACGGAUCACUAGGGUCUGGGGAUAUGGAUGGGUUGCCAAAGAGCUCCCCUAAUAACAUGGGGGGCAUGAACAACCCUCCUGGAACGCCGAGAGAUGACGGUGAAAUGGGCGGGAACUUCUUGAACCCAUUCCAAAGCGAAAGUUAUUCACCCAACAUGACGAUGAGUGUGUGAUUUUAUUUUUUCCUUCUUUUUGUAUUUUUGUUUAUUUUUCCCCCCCUAUUUUUGUACCCCUGCACCUGAUUUUUUUUCUUCUUCUUCAAUUCAAUCCUUACUUCACUUCGGAUUGGACAACUUCCCCUCCUCCACACACACACACCCCUCUGCCCCCUCACCCACGGGAUCCGCAAUCCCCCCCCCCACUCUGGAACUCUAUGGCCACAUAGCCUUCUGGGACAGCCCUUGAGCAUGCUGGGACUCUAAUUAAGACGGGCCCUCCUGGAGCAUGCAAGAUGGCCGUCGGUCUGAAUAGGAAGCAGUCACAGAGCAACAGGAAGAGCCUUCUCUCUGACUCCGGCCCCGGCCUCCCUGGCUUCCUGCCAGGUUCUAGACAAUGAGCGAGGGAAGGAGGACAAACAGAGAGAAAGAGGGAGAGGAGACUGGAUAUCUCAGCCCUCCCCUGAGGACACCGUGACGGGUCUUUUAGCAGCUGCCUGGAAGCUUCUCAACCACGACUUUGGACUUAAAAAUAUUAAUCGUCAUUUUUUUGUUGCUGUUCCUCCCGCGGAUUCAGUUAAGGGUCAGAUGAAACGACCCCCUUUUGCCCCACCCACCCACAUUGUUCUCUCUGUGUACAUUUUUAACAGAGGUGUUGUGAUGAUCAGUGAACUUUUCCCCCCAUUUUUUUGUGUAUGUAUUGUAUCAUUGCUAUUUUUAUUAUUGUAUUAUUGUUAUUAAUGAUAUUGUUAUGAUCAUUUUAAGAUUAGGCUCUAAUUUCUAUUGUUUUUAAGGGCACAUUAUUAUGAUGAAGACAGCAUAUGUGCACACAAAUCAGAAAUAAUUUGCUGUGUAAUAUGCGGCUCCAUGAGGGCACACUGCCCCCUGCAGGUAAGAUUCUAUCCAUCACGGUACUGAUUGGCCCUUUUUAUUUUAUUUUUUAUCUUUCUCAGAGUUUUAGCAACCAUCUUAAAUUUUUAACUUCAUGUUCAAUAAUCCAACCCAGAAGAAGAAGCGGCUCCUGCUUUAGUAGCUUCCAUGCAGUGAAAUGCACAGCUCUAUUUAUUUAUGUACUUUAAAUUUGUUAAUUUUAAAGUGUUGUCCCUGUUUUGUUUUGUUAACUGCAGAACUAGUAGCAACUGUGUAAAUAUGCAGAUCCAGUCAGCAGCAGCGUCUCCUACUCUCCGUCUGACAUCAUAAGACCCCUCUGGCCGAGCCCUAAAGAUGCUGAAGUUUUCAAAAAAGUAUCGACCAUUUUGACCCCACUCAUGCUGCUUCCGCUAAUGCUGCCCACUUAGGUUACUGUUCACUCCAACAUGUACGUAGGCUGCGUUAUCGUCUCUGCUGACCUGUAGUGAACACUUGGAUUGUUUUGCUGAGAAGUCCUCAACACACUGUGAUAUAUGUAGGUGCUUUAUGGAAAUUUGCUUUUACACACCAGUCAGUUUAGCUUGCAGACAUUUUGUUGUCGUACAUGCAGUGCUCCCUCCUUACGGUUGCUUCUGGUGAAAAGACUUCUGGCUCUCUGCUGAUCUUUUUUAUGUCGGAGCAAAGCAGGUCAGGAAGCUGCACGGCGUUGCUCUGUUGACUGUAACAAGUGGCCUCCCUCCCUUUGCUCAUCUUGAAGAAAAAGACCUCCAUCCUUUUCCCCUUUUCUCACCUUUCCAACAGGCCAGCAUCAACAUACAGUCACACACCAUCCCUCUCUGAUUUUUUUUUUUUUGUACAACUCUCCAUCUUUUGAGUUUAAUUUUUUGUAAAUACUGUAAAAUGCAUUUUGAUAUCAUUGACAUGUUUUGAUAUUUUCAAAUCACAACAACAGUUGAUCAGAGAUGUGCUGAUUCAGGGCAACUGUGUGUAUUUGUUCAGAGAUGGUGUGUCUUUUACUCAGAAAUGAUAUGAAUGAUGAGAAACAGAAACUGGAGCUGCUAUAGACUAUUAUGCUAUUUCUUCUCAUCACAGACAAACGUGGGGCUUUACUGUGCAUCAGAGCUGUCGCGUCAAGGGGUCUGAGAGGAUGAGGGAGGAAAAUUCUGAAGUGUUUGAACUCUUUAGCUAACUCACUGUCACACACAUUUCCUUAAAAAAAUCUUAAAUUAAACAUGAUUCUUGUCCAAAAGCCUCUGUUUUUGCAAAAUUUUGAGUGAGGUGGCCAUAAAAACAGGCAUAUUUUUCACGAUUUCUGACAGGGAAUUUGCAAGAACAGAGCGAAAGAGGCCAGUUUUUCAAAAUAAAACUUGUCCCUUCUGCGUCUGCCUUCGACACACUGCAUUUCGGCUUCUACCCUCUUAACACAACUCAAACCGAAAGUAGGGCACACAGGACACUGUCUCUCAAUCCAACACACCAGGGACCAGAGUACAGACUUUACUAUGAAGGAUUUUUUUUAAUCUAUUUAAAAUGGGGCGGGAGAAAUGUUUUGGGAAAGUAAAGAGAAAAAAAUAACGAACAGAUUUGUUCUUCUUGCUAAGAAGAGGUAGAGAGAGUGCGGGAACAGGCGUUUCCUCCCCUGUACGUACUUUGAAAUACUGUUGUAUAAAAUGCAGUCGUACUUCUCUCUAUCUUUUGUCCUGUAAGUAAAGCCGUCACAACGUUGAUCAUUUCUGUAUUUCUAUUGUGCUGAUGUAUAAUACUGUAACAUUCAGGGGUUAGGGAGGGUUAAGAGAGGAAUUUUUUUGAGGGGAGUAAAGAUUUUUCUGUUCAGUUCCUCAUUUUUCCUCUUGAUGACAAAGCAGUAUUGAAUAUGAGGCAGUCUGUCCUUGGGGAGUUGCUUUGUAUCUCAUGUUAGGGUAGUUUCAGAUCCUAAAUGUCUCGUGUAGUAAAAUAAGAGGUUCCUUCUUCGUAUGUUUCUUUAUAUUGUAAAGUUUCUUUAGACAAAAAAAUGUUGCUUAUUGGGAAAAAAGGUGGGAAAACUGCAUUGAUAAUAAAUGUAAUUUUUUUUUCCCGUUAUGUUAAUUUUCAUCAAGUUGUCAGUCGUUUAUGCCUGUGUCCCCCUUGUUGUAGAUACAUAUUAAAAACAAAUAAAAUGACUUCACUCCUUUUGCCAUGAA
Siniperca chuatsi (mandarin fish) is the source of this 4420-nucleotide messenger RNA. RefSeq lists its product as uncharacterized. Gene Ontology annotation, cellular component: nucleus. Gene Ontology annotation, biological process: positive regulation of transcription by RNA polymerase II. NCBI's taxonomy places the organism in Eukaryota, Metazoa, Chordata, Actinopteri, Centrarchiformes, Sinipercidae. Gene Ontology annotation, molecular function: single-stranded DNA binding; protein binding. The record is from RefSeq and is a predicted model, not a curated record.